CUGUGGUUACCGCGUCCAGUGGGCAGGAGCAGAAGAGCAUUGUGUACCGCUGGCUUUACCUCAGGUUAUAAAAAAAUAAGGCGUUUAUAGAUUUUACUAUGGCUAGCUCAAUGGAAACAGUGUGCAACAUUCUUGGAAUAGACAGAGUAAACAUGGAUGGUAAAACAAUCUUGAUUGAGGAACAACAUGGUACCAACGCAAAUUUCUUAGUAAAUGCCAUUUUAUCACAUACUUUGAAAAAGAUGAACGCUGCUGUUUGCCUCGUUCUUUGUCAUAAUACUUUUAGUCACUAUCACAACAUUGGCAUGAGAUUUGGCUACAAUCUUCUUGAUCUAAAAGAUAAUGGCCAGAUCACAGUUGUCGAGCCAAUGAAAAUUAUAGCCAGUAAUGUCACCGAUAUAUGCAACGAUUUCGUAGAUAGAACGGAAACAAUAAUACCAGAAGUUACUUCUAUGAAACGUAUAGAUAUUGUACAUAGGCUGUUUUCAUGCGUUAAAGAAAAGUAUGAAGAAGCAGCAAGGUUUACGGCACACAAAUCUGUUGUCCUUAUUAUUGAUGACAUAAACCACUUCCUUGAUCUCGGUCUUAGUGUCCGUGAUACAAUGUAUUUUAUAAGAUAUUUAAGAUCAUUUGUAGUAUUGUAUCCCACGUCACAGCUUUGUAUUCUUGCACAUGUGUAUCAAGGAAAUAUGCAAACUUCGGACGCAGAUACGGUUGCUAAUGCCUUAAAACAUAUGGCACAUCUGUGUGUCACUACACAACCAUUUAAGACGGGACAUUCCAGUGAUGCAUCUGGUAAACUAACUGUUUGUUGGAAAACGAAUUCCAUUAAAUCUAAAUUCCAUUGGGCAGGAAAAGCAACACAUCUGUUCAACUUGUCGGAUUGGCAAGUCAAGAUUUGCGCGCCUGGUGCUAUGUCUGUCCUAUCAUAAGUGAACAGCUUUAUAAGUAAUAUUGUCAUAUUCAGUUUUUGAUGUAAAAGCUGAUCGCCAUAAAUGUUUUUAUGUAAUUCUGAUAUUUGUAUACUAAAACAGAUUAAACAGCUCAAAUCUGACAAUCUUCUAUA
This is a messenger RNA of Vollenhovia emeryi, 1066 nucleotides long. It is a transcript of the gene Elp6, whose product is annotated as elongator complex protein 6. The record is from RefSeq and is a predicted model, not a curated record. Bases 99 to 932 code for a protein of 277 amino acids. Lineage: Eukaryota; Metazoa; Arthropoda; Insecta; Hymenoptera; Formicidae. Gene Ontology annotation, cellular component: elongator holoenzyme complex. Gene Ontology annotation, biological process: tRNA wobble uridine modification. The transcript has 3 exons.